Molecule: messenger RNA, 6477 nt
Organism: Dujonia railenensis
Lineage: Eukaryota; Fungi; Ascomycota; Pichiomycetes; Serinales; Debaryomycetaceae
Source: the annotation of a GenBank genome assembly
AUGAGAAAGAUUUGGUCAAGAAAGGACAAAGAUAAGCGGAGAAGCUGGACGGGCUCGUCUGUGGUGAGUACCUCGGACAGUAGGCUUGACAGUGUGAACAGCUUAAGAGAAGAGGAAGAAGAUGGCAUUGGAGGAGAAUCUGCGGGCUUGGGAGUGGUUCCACAAUUGCAUCCUACAGACUCUAAUUCUUCUUCUACUCAGUCAUCCCCACCAAUAGGACAUGGCCAGCCACACCCUCACCCACUCCCACACGGUGGGUACUCAGUACAGCACAAUCCCACACCUCCAGCCUCAUACCAUCCGGUGAUGAAUGGGAACAGAUCAAACAGUGUUUCGUCGCUGUCUACGGGACAUCAUCAUAACCAAGAAAAGCAGCCUGUUCCAAUGCCAGUUAUGCCUCCCGUAAACCUUCCUUCGUUGAUCCGUACCGAUUAUGAUCAUAGAUUGAUUAAGAAUUCAUGGAUGAACGUGAUCAUCAACUCCCAUUCUAACGAGGUGAAUGAACAAUCGUUAAGACUCUUCAGAGCAGAGUUGAAGGGUUCUCAUUUGUACCUUUAUAAGUUACUACCACAAUUGAAUCAUAUAAGAAGUUUCAAGCUCCCCUCAUCAUCAAACUCGGGAGGAACUCCUUCGAUAGCAGAGGACAAGGACGCAUCAUCUCUCUACAAGCAUGGAAACAAUUCCAAUUCAACAUUAUUGGACAAUUCAAGUCAAUUGUUGGAGGAAAAAGAGGAAAAAGAAAGCAUCAUACAAAAGGAUGGCACAGGAGCUGCUACAGCUACUGAGCCCACAACAGCAUUGGAAGAAGAACAAGACUUUAUAAUUCUGCAUUGGAGCACCUCUAUUCACCCCGAGUUAAUAUAUGAUUUUGAUAACCAUAUAUUUUUACCAAAUUCAUCGAUUGAGAGCUUAAUUCAUUUUAUGUUUUUCAUAAAGGAAGAAGAAGGAUAUAGCGUGAGUCAGCUACUUCAAAUUAUACCAAUUUUCCCUAACCUUAAUAAGAUUUUGAGAUUAAUAAAUUUAUUCAUUGAAGGAGUUGUGAGUGAUAAAUUCAGUGUGGAAGAAAACAGCCCAGAGGAAGCAGAAAGUGCUAAAGCUGACGAAACCGAAGUCAAGCUGAAUGGGGCAAUAAACACAGAGACCGGAUCUGAAGUAAAUGCAGAAGUUAAUCACGAGAAAACUGUGAAAGAAGAACAACCAAAGACACGUGUUUCUCCUACACAGAUUAACAAGAAAGUUAUAAGCGACAGAAUUUUAAUGUUAUUAACGAAUAUCCAUGAUAACUUUGGAGGAUUUUUGUUGAAUAGUGACAUAGGCCCAAGUAUAUUAAUCGUUCUCGAAGGUUUAAGAGAAUUAACAGAGCAAUCGCACUUGAAAAAGGCUGAUAUAGAUGGAAGCGAGGGAGAAGUCACAUUGAGUGGAAAUGAUACGGAAAAAGGUGCAGAAGGUGAAACCGAACUUCAUGCAGAUGAAUACUCCUUCUCUACGCUCAAAUCUUCAAUGCUAAGCAAACAACAAGAGCUCAUCAGCAUAAUUUCAAAUGAGAAUUUAACAGAUUUAAACCCACUUUCUUUCAUUUCAUCCACUAAUUUAUUGAACUCCAUAAACUUAAUUGAGUUAGCGAACACUAUUUGUUCCAUUGAUCUUAGAUUUUUCAAGAAUUGGAAUUCCAACUUGGACAAAUCGUUACUUUUGUAUAACUCAAUCAAUCUUGACUUUUUCAUCAAGAAGAACCCUUUAAUUUUCAACAACGACAUUCAUAUACACUACCUUUCAAGAUUAUUAAUUCAUCAUUUAUUCUUGGAGAACUAUUCUACAUUAACUGCAAGUGCAGUUUUGGAGAGAAAGGCUAGAAUCAUCGAAAAAUGGAUUGAUUUGGGAUGUAUUUUAGAUAAAUUGGGAAAUAUGCUGUCGUGGUUAGGAAUUGCUUCAAUUAUAUUAAGUCAACCUAUAUUAAGAUUGACUAGAAUUUGGCUGUUAGUAAGUACUGAUUAUAUCAAAUUAUUAAAAAAUGACUGGUCGCCUGUUUUGUUCGAAUUAGAUAGAAGAUAUCUUACUAAUGGAGUGAAAGGUAGCUCCGUUCCUGUUACAUCGAAGAAUACUGGAAAUGGAGCUGGUGAGGAGGACUUGAAAGACUCUUUCCAUAUCAUGGCGCCAAGGGGGUUAGGUAAGAUUUACUAUAAGGAGAAUGUAAUUCCUUACUUUGGAGACCUAAUCAUCACAAAUACGACUAUACCGCCAAAUAUUAAUGAAUUGGAUAAUGUCUGGAAAAAGAUAAAUUACUCAUUUAAUCGUUGGAACGAAUAUUUGAGCAACUUGAGUAACUAUACUGAGAUUAUUCACUAUAACAAUGACGUGUUAAGAAGAUACGAUAGCAUGGGAUUCAUUUUCAGUAACGAAAGUUUGAAUCAAGUAUUGUAUUUGGGCGUUAAUGAUGACAACAAAUCUCAUCCUCCACCUCAAUUGGAUGAUGAAGUUGGUAGUAGUGGAGCUGAUUUCACCGUCAAUGAAGAUUUGAAGAGGAACUUGUUAAAGUUGAUUGAAAUCAAUUGCAAAUCAAUAAACUUGGAAAAGAUCAUGACAAUGUCUUUAUCAUUGGAACAAAAUUUGAAAGAGUCUUAUAUUUACCAAUGGCAACAGCAAAUGCAACAACAUCAGCUAUUGAGCAAGAAAUUUUUGAAUAAUAACGGUAGCAAUAUAAGUAUUAAUAGUGGUGAAUCAUUCCCUCUGACAAUUACAGAAAACGGACAAAAUGGAGGCAGUGGUUCUGGUAUUGCUGCUAAAGUUGAUAACCCCUUUUCUAAAAUUCCACUUUUCAAUAACACCUAUUUCAAGAUCAAUCUUGCUAAAUAUGAUGAAUUGAUAAUCACUGAAAGCGGAGUAGCAUCAGCAUCUCCUCCUACCUAUGACCCAUCAUCUCGUGAAACUAUUGUAAUCGAUGACGAUUUAGUGUUCAGAGUAGAUGACUUCAUAAAUGAUGUAGAGCCAAUGGUUACUUCAAUGCACUUUGAUGAAAUUGAUAACGUCGAUAUUGAAGACGAUGUGCCAGGUUUGGGAAUAGAUGUGGAUGACAUUUUAAAUAGCGAUAAGUUUAAUAAUUUAUCAAUCGAGCUGCCUAACGUCAAACAGAUACCGCUUGUGCAUCUGCAUUUACAGCAUGCUAAGAGUUCGAAGAAGGUAGCUCGUGGAGAGAGUCUUUCAUCAGGAUUGACUAGCUCUGAUUCUCAAGUUUCAACUUCUUUGAAAUACCUCCCCAAAUAUGCCUCAGUUGAUAGACUUGUGGACUUACUUUUAAUUGAUUCCAAGUAUUUUAAUGAGAAUAUUAAGAUGGAACUUAACGAGUAUAGAUUUAUAUUUUUACUCAAUUAUGAUUCAUUCAUAUCAACAAAGGAACUCUUGGACAAGUUAGCUCAUAGAUUUAUCAACUCUGGUAACGCAGUGAUUAGUAUAAUGAAAAAGACACAUUACACUAAAAAUGAUAAACUUUUCCAACUUUCAGAUUUUGUUAAUUGGGAAAUUGAUGAAAAUGUUGACUUGAAUGCAUUGGGCGAAGUUGAUUAUGAAUUGUUGAUCAAGAUUCAAAUUAACAUCUUGAAGGUCUUAAUUGUGUUGUUGAACAAUUUCUAUUCCAACUUUGCCGUAGAUUUAAACAACAGGAAUGUUUUAGUGAAAUUAUUGAAGUUGUAUUCAAAUGAAAUAUUGCAGUGGUACAAUUCUAAUAAGAUUAAUAAUAAUUUAGAAUUGUCAUUUGAGCUGUUAGUUAACUACUACAAGAGACUUAAGAAGUUAUUCAUUAAAAAGAGCUAUAGGCCAAUUGAGUUGAGCAAGUUUGACGAGUACUUGAUUAACGAAUUUAGAUUCAACAAUUCUUUGCAUGAAGUUCCUAUCAAUAGGAACUUACCUGGCCACAAGAAUUUGAAUAAGAUUGAGAAAUUUUUGCACAAGUUCAACAAGUUGCUUAUGAUCUUUUAUAAAGGAAUCAGAGUCGAAGAUUGGAUGAAGGUCUUCAAAGUUCUAGAAUAUCAAUUUGAAGCAGGUGGGUUAAUGGAGUUUAUUUUACAGAAAAACUCGAUAAACGACGACAAUUUAAUAAUUCUGAAUAUAUUUACUUAUAUGGAAAGCUUAAGUGAUAGCAAGGAAAAGAUGUUGAUUUUAAAGAAGUUCCCAUUGAUCUUUAGAAAGUUGUUUAAAUUAUACUAUAAAUUCAAAGUAUAUUUAUUGAUUCAAUUGGCAGAUUUAAAUAUUACUGUCGAUGAAAGAUUGGAUAGGAUGAAAACAUUGUUAAUCAUGGUUCAUUUGAGUAAGUUGAAAAUGAGAGACCACCAAUUUGUUUGGGAAGGCAAGGGUAAAAACAGUGGUAUUCCAUCUUGUAUUGAAACUGCUAUUACAAAUGUCAUUUAUUCUCCAGAAAGCAGAUCAUUUACCAAUUUAUGGAUCAAGGCCUCUAAUGCAUUGACCAGUAAGGGCUCCGGAUCAAACAAUGGCGAAGCAGCUAACUUCGAUGACAUCAAUUCUUUACUUCCCACCAAUAUAUCCUCUACUGAUCUUAUCAUCAAUCAUGAACCUUUACUUCCUUGUUUUGGAUGGAUUAUUGAAAACUUUAUUGAAGUUAAUAAAAUUCCAAACUUUUACAAGACAACUGACGUAAUCAACUUCAACAAAAAGUAUCUUAUCUAUAAGAUUAUCAAAGAAUUCGGAAUAGAAGACUUUGAUGACGAAAACGAAAUAAAUUACCAUGACACGAGAGAAUUUGAGUUCUUGCUAAAACUUGAUGAAACAUUAGUGAGAAAGCAGAACAUAAGAGAAUUCAAUUUGUUAGAAAAAGAUAAGUUGAAGUUAUUUAGAGGUAUCUUGAAAGAACAGCACAAAAUUUUGGUAAUAGAUAAUAAGAAAAAGGUGUUAAGAGAGCAACAACAAAAUUCGUUAGCAUUAGCUUCUACUGGGGCUAGUAUUACUCUGACUUUGAUAUCUACACUGCAAUCUGGUGCUAGUCUGUCAAGCCUCAACAGCCCUACUGCUAGUAGUAGUACUGCCAAUUCCAUCAACGGAAAUACUCCAACCACGGUCUUGCCUGGCUCGCUUAAUAAGAAAAACAGUUCAUCUUCACUCCGUCGUCAAAGCCUUUCUUACAAGUCAAACUCUACAUCAAGAUUCAAAAUAUCUGGGCUUUUCAACAAGACGAGGCCAUUCUCACUUAAUGUUUCUGGCUUGGGAUCUUCAUCUCCUGACAAACAAUGUUAUGUUAAAGAAUUACCGUCAGCAGACUCUCAAAUCGACCCUAAGCAAAAGCCAUACUUGAUCAUUCCAAUGAAAAACAAGAAGAUUUUCCCAGUGUAUCUUUUACCCCUCUGCUUUAAGAUUGAUAGUGAAAAUUCUAAUGAAGAUUACUUUUUCCAGACAUCUAGCGAAUUUGAUUUGAAUGAUUGGUUAAUCAAAUUAAGUUAUGCUAACAGACAUUGGUUCUUCUCGAAGAAUUUGAAUUUGAAAAUCAGUAACAACAACCUUACCUUCGGUAUUCCUAUUACCCUAAUUUGUAAUAGAGAAAAGUCUUACAGUCCUUCGAUUUUAUCGAUUUUAUUUGAAGAAAUUGAAAACGAGGGUAUUAAGGAUGUUGGUAUUUAUAGAAUUAGUACCUCGAUCAGCGAGUUGAAUCAAGUCAAACAAAUCAUAGAAAAGACUGGAACAAUUAACUUUAUAGAAAGGACUUGGGAUGUUCACACGUUAACUAGUGUUGUUAAAUCCUAUUUCAGAGAUUUACCUGAUGCAUUAUUGACAGAUAAUGUGAUUGAGCAAUUCUUUGAGACAAAACAAUCGCUUGAAGAUAAUCAAGAAGCAAUUGCCAACGGAACUUCAAACGGUAUUGAAGGUCCUAACGAAAUUGAAAGUUACAAGGCAAUCUUAAAUUCUUUGCCUACAUUCAACUACUUCACGUUGAAGAUUUUGAUUAGACAUUUACAGAAGCUUAGUCGCUUCAGUGAACAAAAUAGAAUGAAUCCAUCGAAUUUGGCUACAGUGAUAGGUCCAGCCUUGACCGAGGCUUCUAGCCUUGAACAUUUGGUUAAUAACUUUGGUUUUAUGAAUAGCAUUUUAGAGAAGUUGAUUACAAAUUUCAAUUUUAUAUUUGAUGAACCUGAAGUGGUACAAGAAGGUUUUUCUUCAGAGCUUGAAGAACGAAAUCAAGAUGCACCACAACCUGAACUCCAGCAACAACCCAUGGAAGGUUUAGGACUUCAAGAAGUUGAAGUUAACCCUGCUGAAGAAACUCAAGUAGUAGCAGAGGAUGAAGUUGUUGGUGAAGAAGUAAAGGAAAAUGCUAUUGGGGACCAAGAUGAAGCAGUAAUUGCUCAAAACUCGAAAGGUAUUGAAGCCGAAUCUGAAAGAACUCAUGCAGAUAUUAACGCAAUUAAUGAAGUACCAAUUGGGAAUGAACCCAAAGAAUUGGAAAAAGAUAACAACAUUGCUGUAGAGAGCAAUUAA